Messenger RNA from Oppiella nova, 588 nucleotides. NCBI's taxonomy places the organism in Eukaryota, Metazoa, Arthropoda, Arachnida, Sarcoptiformes, Oppiidae. The record is from the annotation of a GenBank genome assembly.
AUGAGACGACAGAUAUUUGAAUCCAAUUACCGGCUGAUAGUCCGCCAUAACAUGGAAGCAGACAAUGGGAUCCAUUCGUAUCGAUUGGGUGUCAAUCAGUUCGCAGACAUGACUGACGAGGAAUUCAAUGAAAUCCUCUUUCGUUUCCAACUGAAGAAUUAUCACAAGAAUGGUGUCAAAUAUACCCACAAAAUGUCAAACGAAGAAUUGCCUAAAAGUGUCGACUGGAGAGACAAAGGAGCGGUCACUCCAGUCAAAGAUCAGGGAAAUUGUGGGUCGUGUUGGGCCUUCUCUACCGUUGCCUCCAUUGAAGGACAGUUAGUCAUCAAAACCGGGAAACUGGUGCCCCUUUCGGCGCAAAACCUCCUCGACUGCAGCAGAGCUCAGGGCAGUCGCGGGUGCAGUGGAUCCCUACCAGACCUGGCCUUCGAGUACGUGAUGGCGAACCACGGCAUCGACUCAGAGGACAGUUAUCCUUACGUCGGAAGCGAACAGAACUGCAGCUAUAAUGCGAAGUCAAAAGUCGUGUCGAUCGCCGAUUACGUGAACGUGGAGUCGGGCGACGAACUGGCCCUCAAGGGAGCGGUA